AUGGUGGUUAAAACCUUUAAUGUUUGCAUCUACAGAAAUAUGCAAUUUGGAAUGGUUACCAUAGAAGUUGGACGAAUAGAGCAUUAUAAUCCUGAGCAAGUGUUCUGUUUUGUCCAUAGGACCACACAAAAUCAGACUGCUGGGGUGACCUUCAUCCUGCUAGGCUUCUCAGAAUAUCCCGACCUCCAGGUGCCACUCUUCCUGGUUUUCCUCACCAUCUACACUGUCAGCGUGCUGGGCAACCUGGGCAUGAUCACCAUCAUCAGGCUCAGUCCCAAGCUCCACACCCCCAUGUACUUUUUCCUCAGUCACUUGUCCUUUGUGGAUUUCUGUUAUUCUUCAGUCAUCACGCCCAAGCUCUUGGAGAAUCUGCUUGUGGAGGACAGAAGCUUCUCUGUUGCAGGCUGCAUCACCCAAUUCUUCUUUCUAUGUACUUGUGCGGUAACAGAAACCUUUAUGUUGGCCGCCAUGGCCUAUGACCGAUUUGUGGCUGUUUGUAACCCCCUCCUCUAUACAGUGGCCAUGUCCCCAAAGCUGUGUGCUUUGUUGGUGGCUGCAUGCUACUCUUGGGGUCUAGUGUGUGCCUUCACAUUUAUAUAUUUUGUGUUAACCUUGUACUUUUGUGGGACAAAGUUAAUAUACAAUUUUGUGUGCGAGCAUUCUGCCAUUGCUUCUGUGUCCUGCUCAGAUCCCCACAUUAGUCACGUGAUCCUUUCAUCCUUUGCCACAUUCAAUGAAGUAGGCAGUCUGGUGAUCGUUUUUACCUCCUAUGUUUUCAUUUUUGUCACAGUCAUGAGAAUGCCCUCCACUGCAGGUAGAUACAAAGCCUUCUCAACAUGUGCUUCUCAUCUGACUGCUAUUACUAUUUUCCAUGGGCCCAUCCUUUUUCUCUACUGUGUUCCUUCUGACAAAAGCUCGUGGUUGUUGAUAGAGAUAGCUUCUGUCUUUUACACUGUGGUCAUCCCUAUGCUUAAUCCAGUGAUUUAUAGUCUCAGGAACAAAGAUGUGAAGCAGGCAGCCUGGAGGAUAAUCAAUUCCCAACUCUCCUGUCAUAAAAGUUGA
Perognathus longimembris pacificus (Pacific pocket mouse) is the source of this 1062-nucleotide messenger RNA. Its product is annotated as olfactory receptor 5D13-like. The transcript is spliced from 2 exons. Bases 1 to 1062 code for a protein of 353 amino acids. The record is from RefSeq and is a predicted model, not a curated record. Gene Ontology annotation, cellular component: membrane. Gene Ontology annotation, biological process: sensory perception of smell; G protein-coupled receptor signaling pathway. Lineage: Eukaryota; Metazoa; Chordata; Mammalia; Rodentia; Heteromyidae. Gene Ontology annotation, molecular function: odorant binding; G protein-coupled receptor activity; olfactory receptor activity.